UUGAGCCGUUCUGAGUAGAAGCUGGACAAGAAGAGUGCGCGUUGGGAGUUUUGUGUCAUCGAUUGGAGGAUCUGCUCGGCGAAUUUGGCGAGAGGAAAAUAUUAAGGACUUCCACCCUCGUUCAUUCGGGGAAGAAAAGGGGGUAUGUUUUGACAGUUGCGCGUCGUGCGAAGUGAUUGAAGAAGAAUACCGCGACUUACUUGGAUGGUAAUUUUUUUUUGGCGAGGAGAAAAAGUGUACAGUGUGAAGCACAAAACUGAGCAAGAGAGUGAAGAGGAGGGCGAGCAGCAAUCGCUAUCAGUGCCGACCAGUUGAUAAGGAGUUUCAAUGAACUGCAUUGGGCAGCGCAGAACUAGAGCAAGUUGAAGAUGGCUGUUUUAAACUUUUCUUGAGUUUGAAUCUUUCAAAUCGAGCAACGACGAAUCAACGAGAGGAGCGGAAAAAAAAAGUAUCGUGAGUGUAUCGUAUUUCGCGGAGGCGACAGUUUUGAUUUGAGUAACGUCUGUGUUUCGGUGCAGCGCAUUGAGGGCUGCGGCAGUUUGGCCGUCGUGUUUUAUAAAAGGAAAUUAUUUUGAUUUCGUAGUUUUUUUUUUCGUGUGUUCCAUCGAGGUUCGACCCAAAGAAGAACACGAAGACUGAUACCGAGAAACCGACAGAGGAAAAAAAACAGUCAAGUCGUUGUUAGGACGGCCGCGCAGUGACGGACGGCGGACGACGGGUGAAGUAGUAGUCGCGCGAGGAAGUCGCAUGAAGGCAAACGCGAGCCGGGUGUGAUACAAAUGAAAAAAUCAAGCUGAACAAGCCAAGAAAGAAGAAGAAGAGGGUGAAGCAGUUUGAUUCAUUCAUAAAAAUCUUACUCGCGCUUUUUUAUUUUGUUGCACAUACAUUUAUAUGCGCGCACACGUCGAUCGAAGAAGGCGGUUGCCCAGGGCGAAGAGUAUUGUGUAUUAUUAUUUGCUGUGUCGUGUUUAGACGAAAUCGCGCAGUGACGACGAAUGUGUAGUGGUGUGCGCAACUGCAGCAACAGCCGCACGCGUUCUCCCAUCAUAUCAUAGGAGGCGGAAGGCGAGAAGAGUGGUUGCUGAUCUUCAAAACCGUAGAAUUAUAGUAGGCGAAAAGUGCGAAUAAGAGAGCGUUUAUAAAAUUAGAAUUAUAUUUACCUAAAUCGGCGGAUUGGGCACGGGUUGCGGCAAAUUUCUCUUGUGGAUGAUGGUGAUGCUGCUGCAGCGCUAAGCUCACGUGGAAGAAGAUUGCAACCAGAUGAUUCCGAUGAUGCUAAUGAUGAUGGUGCGGUAAUUGUGCAAUGAAAUUAAUUCGUUACCGAUGAGUGAAGUCCGCAUGCAAUUACGUGUGUAAACAUUGUCGACUUGCGACGAGGAAGAAUAAGAAAUAGGUGCGGUCGAAUAUAUUAUUGAGUUCGGGAAUUCGUAAUCAAAGUGGAUCGCAACAGUAGGCCUCAAUUACCGAAGACAGCAGCAGCAGCUAGAAGCAGCCUACUGGGAGCAGCUUCGAAAAGCGAGCAGCCAAAUUCUUCUGGGGCGCACGCGCAAGCAAUGGAAUUGGAGGCAGCGUACGAAGCACUAGCGGACUACUCGCUCCAGGAGGCUCCCUUCUACGAGGCACCGCUCAAGGUGGGUUCAGCCCAACAACCAAACACGCCUCAGUUAUCCCAUACACCACGGCAGCAGCACCAGCAGCUGUUUCAGAAUCCAUUUUCCUUCCGAUCGGCCUUGUUUGGCACAGGUCGCAGCACCGGCGGUGGCUCAAUGGCUGCGUCCUCGCUGAUGAUCAACACCAAUGGCGGCACGGUGGUAGUAGGCGGUGGCAAGUUGAUGCAACAUCUCAGCAACUCCGGUGCCAAUGUUCCACAGUUGCAGCAACCGCCUUCCCGGCCGCCGGCCCUGGUGUCAUCCUCCUCAGGAGGACUGCUGAAGACCAAGAAGCACUUCAAAAAGUCUGUCAGCUUUCUGCCGACGAUUGUACAGAGUCCCGAUGGCGAGUCGCACAUUCAGCUGAAACAGGAACCACUGGACGAUGCACCGCACAUACGGAACAUCCAGAAGGUCCCGAGCCUGUCGGAUCUGAGCGAUCCGGAAGCAUCGUUAGAUGUGCCGACGCAGAUGCCACCGCUGACGCCGGGAACCAACAAAAAGUUGACCGAAGUCCUGUACGCGUCCUUUGCCUCCUGGGAGAAGGUGGUGCAGUCGUACAAAAUCACCAAAGAUCCACGACAAUGGACACCGGAACAUGUGAUCAUUUGGCUGAACUGGUCGAUUACGGAGUUUUCGCUGGAGAGCGUCAACAAGGAACCGUUCCUCAAGAUGAGCGGCCGGGAGAUAAUCGGUUUGGGCAGGGAAGGCUUCCUGGCCAUUGCGCCGCCCUUUACCGGGGACAUCCUGUGGGAGCAUCUGGAAAUACUGCAAAAAGAUUGUGAGAAAGCCCUGCUGGACGGCAGUGCGUCGGUAGUGGCAGCCGUCACCAGUGCCCUGUACGGCGUCGGUGGCGGUGGCGGCAGCGGCGAUUGUGGCUCGACGGGAGGGACCAGCAGUGGCGUCAGCGAAAUCAGCGAGUACAACAGCGCCCUCCAGCGGUUAAGCAGCCAACAGCACCAGCAGGAGCAACAGUUUAGCGGUAGCAAUUCGACGUCCACCAGUGGCGGCGGAGGUGGAGGUGGCGGCCGCAGCGGUGGGGGCAGCAGUGCUGCCAGCAAUUCCAACAAUAGUAGUGGUUACACAUCCCUCCACGAUCGUAGUAAUAGUUCCCCACCUCCGCUGAUCCAAUCCUCCAACCAAUCCGGAAGCGGAGCGGGAGGCGGGGGAGGAGGAGGCGGAGGCGGAGGAGGCUCCGGUGGCAGUAACAACAAUAGUAGCAGCACAAACUCAACCUCCUCUAGUGGUAAUAGUAGUAGCAAUAGUAACAACAACAACAACAACAACAACAGCAGCAGUAUGUCCUCCUAUCUGUCAUCGAUGGCGGCGGCCGUGAGGAAUGCCAACAGUAACAAUAGUGGCAACAACAACAACAGCAGUAGUGCGAAUAGUUCCAACUAUCCUAGCAGCAAUAGUGCGAAUACCCCAUCGACGGCGUCCUCCGGAAGCGGCGGAAGUCACCCGCAGAUGAAGGAAGAGCACGAACCGAACAGUUUUAUCAACAUCGACGAGCUGCCGAACUUCGGCGUCGUCCCGGGUCACUACGACGAUCAGGACCAGUACCACUCGCUACCGCAGCCGGAAACCCAAACGCCCUCCCACGGCUAUCUGGAGAACAGUCCGGAGUUCUAUUCCGCCAUCCAGAUGGAGCAGAAGUACAUGGCCCCGCACUACAAAACCGGCCCGUAUACGAGUCGAGGUGGCCGGUACCACCAGCCACAUGCUCACGGUGGCGGUGGAGGUGGAGCUGGGCCUGGCGCUGGCGCCGGAUCCCAAAACAGCCACCACCAUCAUCACCACCAGCACCACCACCCGCACCACGACGCAUACCCGGAGUACAGUUCGCCCUACGACACGCCACCGUUCCAGACCGUACCGAGCAAUACGACCUCCCCACAGGGAUCGGGAAACAACAACAACGACAGCACCGGUCUCGGAGGUCACAUGGACCCCUGGAGCCAGCUGCACCACCCCGGUCAACAUCCGGGUCACCCGGGAGGACAUUCGUCGCUGUUGGACUUCCAACAUCCGGCCUACAUGGGAACCACGAUGGGCUUCGAUAAGACGAUGCUCGGAAGCUACGGAGCGCAAGGUGGCGCGCCAUGUUUCACCGGUUCCGGACCCAUUCAGCUGUGGCAGUUCCUGCUGGAACUCCUAACCGACAAGACCUGCCAGAACUUCAUCUCCUGGACCGGCGAUGAGUGGGAGUUCAAGCUGACCGAUCCGGAUGAGGUGGCACGCCGGUGGGGCGUCCGGAAAAACAAGCCAAAAAUGAACUACGAGAAGCUAAGCCGAGGCCUCCGGUACUACUACGAUAAGAAUAUUAUCCACAAAACUGCCGGCAAGCGUUACGUCUAUCGUUUUGUAUGUGAUCUUCAAACUCUGUUAGGAUACUCAGCCAAACAAGUGCACGAAAUGGUUGACCUCAAACCGGACAAAAAGGACGACGAGUAAAAUGCCAAAAUGCACACUCUACCCUCCCGUCAAAAAGUGUAGCCCAAAGCAUGCUUCUUGCUCAAAGAAAACCUAACCAAUAAGCGGGAGCGAAACCCAAAACCUCCUUAUACUUACAAAAUUUCACCCUUUUCGUGUGAAUCGUGCUUCCAUCGAACGGCUAAAGAAACGAAAACCCAAUCGUGUUACCCACAUUCUACCUUAAAUCUGUGUUUCUUCCCAAAAAAAAAAUACAAAACAAAGAUCGUACUUUUACAAUCUACCAAAAAAGGAAAACAAAAAAACGAUAAAAUCCAAAAUCAUAGUAGGCAGAGAGUGCAGCAGCAGCAGCAGCAGUGGAUGAAGCUCAGUGUGCCUUACGACGCGACAAGCUGACAGUUCAUUUCAAAACAACAAUCGAGUCAACCUCUCUCUCUCUCACUCUAUCACUUUAACACAAGCCAAGCACAUCAUCCAAGUAGGCUGAUGUAAAGAAAAAAAAACAGUGACCCGCAGAUUUCCCCCAAACAAACAAGUUAAGAACUACGCAAGAUCAAGAUCCGCUCCCGGAUGCAUCCGGUUGAUUCCGGUUGCGGAAAAGGUAAGCGAAACUUAAAUCUACUUAAAAAUACAAAACAAAAACAAAUGUUGAGAACUGCGGUGCGGAAAGCGAAAAGCUUUUUCCCAGGCAAAAUGCGAAUAGUGGACAAACAAAAAAAAAAAGAGGUAGAACUCCACAGAACGGAAGAAAGCAAGAAACAAACUUUAUUUUAUUUUUCCUUAGUUAAAAUAAUUAUUUGUGAAGCUUUUGUGAUAAGUUUUUUUUUUCUUUAUUUCUAUUUUUACUAGAUAUAAUUGCUUAUAUAUAUGUAUGUAUGAUUAUUACUAGAUGGUAGGCCACACAAACAUGAGAUAGAAAAUGAGAAAUUCGGAUUAAGAAGACGUUCCACCCGCCUUCUUUUCAGCCGAGAAAAAGAAGCGAAAGGCAUCAGAACACGAUCCUAGUAAACAAUGAAAAAAAAAAUGAGCAGUAUAAACAAAUCAAGUGAAUGUUCUUUGUAGUGUAAUAUUAUUCAAUGAUAGAAAGCUAGACCGAUCGAGACGAGUGAGCGAAGCAUUUUUUUUUUCGAAUGAGCGUUGUUAGGAUUGAGUGAGUUCGCUCGCCCCCUCCCCUCGCUAGGAUAUUUUUUUUCAUUUUUUUUAUACAAAUCAGCAGUGGAGGGUGGAAGCAGCUGAUCUCUACUGCGAGUAAACACACACACACAAAAAAUCAGAGUACUAUUCUAGAGCUUAAUUUGCAGUUCGUGUUUAUAUUUAGUUUUAUAGAAAUCGUCAUCGCCGUCUGUGCUAGAGGAGCGUUUGAGAACGAGAGAACGUGGUACACGUGAAUCAAUCACGUUUGAGUGAGAACGGUGUAGUUAAAAUGUAAGUGAUUAUAAAAUAGAAGCAGAAAUAUUAUUGUAAACAGAAAAAAAAGUAUCAACAACAACAACA
Molecule: messenger RNA, 5576 nt
Organism: Ochlerotatus camptorhynchus
Lineage: Eukaryota; Metazoa; Arthropoda; Insecta; Diptera; Culicidae
Gene: pnt
Product: pointed
Exons: 11
Coding region: 1554-4103 (849 amino acids)
Biological process (GO): cell differentiation; regulation of transcription by RNA polymerase II
Cellular component (GO): nucleus
Molecular function (GO): DNA-binding transcription factor activity, RNA polymerase II-specific; sequence-specific DNA binding
Source: RefSeq, a predicted model, not a curated record